GCGCCAACCCGCUCUUCUCUUCACCGACACAGACCACAAACAGACCAAUAGACCCUCGUCUCUUGCUCACACCUCCACCCUGUCUCUUGCUCUUCUCUUCUUGGCAGUUUGGCACAGCAGAGCAGGCAGCUAGGCAUGGCCAUGGCGCUCUCCGGCUACCCAGCGACGACCCCGCUGCAGCUCGUGCUCUUCUCGCUGCUGCUGCUCGCGAGCUCAGCCGCGGCCUUGCCGGUGCCGGAGCGCCCGGCCAUGGACCGCGUCCGGUGGCAGGUGGACAGGGUCAACCGGCGAGGCUCUUCCCUCGGCCUCGUCAUGUCGUACGUCGACGAGGCCACCGCGUUGCAGGCCUCCGGCUACUUCACGCCUUGGCAUGUCCUCCCCUUCGUUGACCUCUAUGGACGGCGGUAUCACAUCGGCAGCAUUCGGGGAGUGAACGUUAUAUAUGCAUUGACAGGGCAACGCAGGUUGAAUGCUGCUGUCACUGUACAGACUCUCAUCGAUGUCUUCAGCGUCUCUGGUAUUGUUCACUACGGCACGGCAGGGAGUUCUAAUGACUCCAUGUCUUUUGGUGAUGUCAGUGUUCCCAAGCUUGUUGCUUACACGGGUGCCUGGACAUGGAAGAAGUUCAAAUCACCGAAAGAAUCAUCAGCAGAACUAAGCUUUGGGGAAUAUAACAUCCCAAAUGGAGGAGGGAAUUUGCUAGGAUCCCUGAAAUACAGAAACGAGGAGCUAUACUCAGUUGGCAAGCCUAUGGAAGAAGUUUUCUGGCUACCUGUAGAUUCAGCAUGGUUCAGAAUUGCAGAACAACUUAAGGUCAAACUUGAAAGGUGCAAUGACACUUUCUGCUUACCGACAACUCCACAAGUUGUCUAUGGGCUAAAAGGAUCAUCAGCAGACAUGUUUCUUGACAACGCAGAAUACAGAAAGUUCCUUUUCAGAGAAUUUGGGGUGUCAACAGUAGAUGAGGAGAGCGCAGCAGUGGUGAUGACAACAACAUCACCUGGCAUACCUGUGAUUGUAUUCCGAGGAGUAUCUGAUUUGGCUGGAGGGGAACCAACAUGGUCAUCAACAAGCUUGAUGAAUCUGGCAUCUAUUAAUGCAUUAAAAGUGGCAGUUGAGUUCAUCGCUACAGUUGGCAAGCAGAAGUCAAGCGUAUCAGUACAAAGGAGCAAUAACUAAACAAAAGAUGACAGCCAUGUUCGUUCAUUACUGCUCCAAAAUAGGUUUGCAGCAAUAACUGGAAGUUAUGUUCAGAAUGAUAUGAAAUCUUGUGGCUUCAAGUCAUACACCCUCUCCAAUAAACGGAUAAAACGUUUGAGAUACAUAGACACAUUGUAACCACACCUCUAGUUAUGAUUUGUUUUUCCAGUAUAUAUUUUGGGGUAAUGCUAUAACAAAAUGGUGGUUAAGAUAUUUCAUUUUUUAGAAGA
Messenger RNA from Sorghum bicolor (sorghum), 1430 nucleotides. Its product is annotated as bark storage protein A-like. Lineage: Eukaryota; Viridiplantae; Streptophyta; Magnoliopsida; Poales; Poaceae. Gene Ontology annotation, molecular function: catalytic activity. The coding region runs from base 136 to 1179 and encodes 347 amino acids. The transcript has 6 exons. Gene Ontology annotation, biological process: nucleoside metabolic process. The record is from RefSeq and is a predicted model, not a curated record.